AAUGUACUCGAAGAGAGUAUAAAUUUACCCGUCGAGUAAUACACAAACUCUCUCGGUGGCUACAACGUAGUCGUGUCAAUAAUUCUUCUACGUUUUGAAUAAUGUUUUAUUCGAAAAAAAAAACCUUGCUCGUACUACUUUUAAAUUAAGUUUUAUACCAUAAUGCGUUAUUUUUUAGCAACUUUUUUAGUGAGUUAUUUUUUAGGUGCCUAUGCUUUUCACCAACAUAAGAAUGAUGACCAAUAUUUGACAGUGAAUUUACUUCGAGCAGUAGUCGAUCGUAUGAACAAAGAUUACUCGAAUGGGUACUCGGAUAUUGAUCAGGCGGAUUUACCUAUUAGGACACGUUUAUCGCCCAUGAAGGAAGAAGAAGAUGAACCAAAUUAUCCUGAUAUGAUGGAUGACGAUAGUAUGGUACCAAGUAUCAGAGAUAAUGAAUAUUUACAACAUAGCACGUUAUUGGGGCAUCAGUUUAUGACUGGUGGUGCUGGAGAAGGUAAACAAAACCUUAAACCAGAAGGAUCAAUACCGAAUAAAAACGAAGUGAAAACUGACGCUGUGCUUCCUGCUUAUUGUAAUCCGCCAAAUCCGUGUCCGGUAGGAUUUACCACCAACGACGGUUGCAUACAAAAUUUUGAUAAUACCGCCGAAUUUAGUCGAGAAUACCAAGCUUCGCAAAAAUGCAUGUGCGAUGCCGAACACAUGUUUGACUGUCCAUCAUCGCACGAGUAUUCUUACGAUAAUGACAUGGAUCUAGAACAAAUCGUAAGACGAUUCCAAAUCGAGCACACCCAAAAGGAUUUAGUCAGCAAGAAACUCUAUCCGUCGAAAAUGUUGAAUCCGUAUUUGCAAGGAGAAAUGUUACCAAUAGCUGCAAAAAAAGGGAUCAAUGUAGGAUAUUGACCAAAUAUUAUUUUACCACAAAUUUUUAAUUUAAGUAAGUAAAUAGGUAGGUAUCUAAUUUUAAAUUAAUUAUAAGCGUAAUGCGUUUUAAAACGUCAUAUGUGUUAUGUUCUACAAUAAAAUUCAUUUUUAUUCA
This is a messenger RNA of Planococcus citri (citrus mealybug), 1039 nucleotides long. Its product is annotated as neuroendocrine protein 7B2-like. The record is from RefSeq and is a predicted model, not a curated record. Gene Ontology annotation, molecular function: enzyme regulator activity. Gene Ontology annotation, biological process: regulation of hormone secretion; neuropeptide signaling pathway. NCBI's taxonomy places the organism in Eukaryota, Metazoa, Arthropoda, Insecta, Hemiptera, Pseudococcidae. The transcript is spliced from 5 exons. Gene Ontology annotation, cellular component: secretory granule. Bases 163 to 903 code for a protein of 246 amino acids.